Messenger RNA from Prorocentrum cordatum, 1260 nucleotides. NCBI's taxonomy places the organism in Eukaryota, Dinophyceae, Prorocentrales, Prorocentraceae. The record is from the annotation of a GenBank genome assembly.
AUGCAGUCUGCGGUCGGUGUCCUCGUGGCCACCCUCACCUUCAUUCUCCGCGACGCGGCCGAUCGGACGUGGCGCGGCGAGCCUUCCGCUCCUCUGGCGCCCUGCGACACGAAAGUUGAGGUGAGCUGCCCCGAGUCGGCGGUCGCGCCUGGGAUCGUCGAGGACAUCGUGAGGCGGGUGAAGGCCCAGGACUGCGUGUGUGUUGUCGAUUGCCAGUCGUACGAGAGGGACCUCAGGCUGGUCGGUGGUACGGGGCUCGUGCUGAUCGUGGGCCAGCUCUUCGCCUUCUGCGUCAUCAGUCGUUGCCCUCUCAGAUGCCUGGCCAUCAAGUACCCUGGGGGAGAUCUUUGCCACGAGAGGGUCGCGAUGGGCCCGGGGUUUCGCGCGGCCGACGGACUCGUUGGUCGGUGGUGGGUGCUUACCCCAGAUGGGGACUUUUACGAUGAGGAUAUCACGAUGGAGGGCGAGGAGGGCGAGAGUUUGAUGGUGCUCGACCUGAUGGCCAACUGCCCUGCCUCGCUUCGCGGGAAGUUCUACAGGUUCGCGGCCGACGCCUACCCCUCGUCCGACCAGAUUCGUCGGGAGGCCAAGGCCGCGGUCGCGCGGAUGCGGGGCGCGGGCCAGGAGCCGCCGCCGCUGACGCAUUUCGUGAGUGACCAGGGCCAGCUCGCCCCCUUGACAGGGGUCGGCCGCCGCCUUCGCCUCGGGGCCGCGCCCGCCGCGGGCGGCGGUGAGCCACCCGCUGCGGCCGGGGGCACGGACACCCCUCCCAUCGGCGCCGGCGCGGCCGAGGGCGAGGCGGGGUCCGUCGCGCCCUACCUGGCGGCGCUCCCUGAGAGGCCCGCGCUUCGCGACGACUGGGUCUGGAUCAUCGCGGAGAACGCUGAGGGCGCCGACGCGCUGGGCAGGGAGGUCACCCUCCAGGCUGGCGACGUCGCGGUCACCCGCACCGACGCCCUAGUCCGCCGACGCGGCGGCUUCCUGCGGGCUCGAGCCGUCGCCAGCUCCGAUAGCCUGGAGUUCGUGCGCGGGCUUAGGGCCCGCUACUCUGGCCUUGACGUCGGCGAGAGGUUCAAGGCUUGGAAGAAGGCCGCCCAGGAGAGCAGGGAGGGGCCCAUCAAGGCCAUCGAGGUCCAGGGCCCCCCUGGCGCUCUCCACCUCGCUCGCCACGUCGAGCGCUACGGCGGUGACCCGAGGCGCUGGUGGCAGGAGUUCGCGCGGAGCAACAACAUCGGGAAGAUCGACGGGGUCUUCCACUAG